GAUUGGAAUACGGACACGCUCCGGACACGCUUCGUAUUGAUCAAGCCGGGCGCCAUGCCGGUGAAAGGGAAGAAAGGGCACGGGGGCCCUUCGCCAUCAUCAGAGCCGAAGAAACCGAAGACUUCAGUUCGAUCUCGACAGGUCCAGCAGAAAAAUGCAGCCGGAUCCUCCAACAAGAAGUCCAAGAAAACCAAGUCCAAACCGACUGCUUCUAAGAAAGGACAUGCGGAAGGGAAAGCGAAGGCAGAUAUUUUGGGUCCGAUCGCAAUGGAGAACGCGUAUUACACGUGCCACAACGUGCCAGAUUUGCUGCUGAACCGGGGAUUUCCGUGGCCCGCGACUGCCAAGUCCAAGAAGGGCAAGAAACGACGAAGAAAAUAAAUAAAUCGGCUCUGCUCGUCGGAAGGAACGCCUUUGAAGUCGGAAACGAAAAAAAAAUUUGUUAUUCGCUGUCGUGUCUGGUUCCCAUCAACGACGUCCGAAGGCCCGUCCGAAUAAACCGGUUGACUCAUGGGAAUGCCCUCGCAUGAGUGAACCCGUAAAUCUGUGAA
Messenger RNA from Darwinula stevensoni, 551 nucleotides. The record is from the annotation of a GenBank genome assembly. NCBI's taxonomy places the organism in Eukaryota, Metazoa, Arthropoda, Ostracoda, Podocopida, Darwinulidae.